Molecule: messenger RNA, 3298 nt
Organism: Aegilops tauschii subsp. strangulata
Lineage: Eukaryota; Viridiplantae; Streptophyta; Magnoliopsida; Poales; Poaceae
Source: RefSeq, a predicted model, not a curated record
CCUGCUCUUCUCUCUUCGCUGCUGCCUGCUCCUGGGCCUCCUGGCACUCAGUCCCGCUCGCGACCUCAGCAGCCUCCGCUAGCGAUCGAUCGACGACUCAAGAUUCACUCAGGAAAAAAACUAGCGAUCGAAGCGUCCCUUCUGUCCCUUCGUUUAUUCCUGCGGCGGUUAGCCUUUUCCUUCGUUUCUUCACGCGUGCGGCGGCGGCUAGGGCAGCGUGAUCAGGACUCAGGCAUCUUCAGGUUGCUGAAGAAGGCAGCGAGCGGCCAGCAGGAACGGCACCCGGCACCCGGCGGGGAAAGCGGGCAAGUUGCGUCGACGGCCGGUGAUUCCAUGAGCCCUUCACCUUCAUUGUGAGUUCUAAUUUCAAUCCUGUAUGUCUGUAUAUAGUUCUUGAGAUUGUUGAAGAAGGUAGCGAGCGGCCAGCAGGAAAGCAAGCAAGUUCUCGCCAUCUUCGAUUUGCCAAGUGUUGUUGCGUCGACGGCCGGUGAUUCCGUGAGCCCUUCACCUUUGUUGUGAGUUCUAACUUCAAUCUUGUAUAUAGUUCUGCUGAUACUUUAUAGCUAAUUUUAAUAUUUUCAUCAAUUAGGCGUCUAGCACUACAAGAUCUGAGUCAUGUCUUCACUUAGAAAACAUGAAUCUGGUUACCAAAAGCGUUUGAAGAAACAAAAAAAUCGAGGAAUUAACUCAGUCUCAGUAUGGAGAUAUGGAUAAGUUUGUUAUAAAAAAAGCACAAGUGUCCUCCAAUAAUCAAUCACUUGAUCAAGAGCAUGCACGUGACAAUAAUGUUGAAAAUGAUCCUAGCCCUAGAGAUGGCCCGACAGAGACAGAAAAUAAUGUUGCAGGUGAAGAAAAUAAUGAUAACAUCGAGGCUACUAAUGUUGAUGGCAACUUGAAUACUUCACCUAGUGCAGAUGUUGGUGAUUCUUUUCAUCUUGAUAUAUUUGAUCCAAGAAAUUGGGAUUCUCUUGAUUCUAAGCAAAUUGACAUUUUAGCAGAAAAGGGCCCUCAAAGGGACACAUCUUUUAAGAAAGGUCGUAAGGAUAAAUAUAAAAGGAGGUUUUCUGCACUAUUCUACACUAGAAUUCUAUCAAAUGGAGAGCACUGCGAUAGGGAUUGGCUUGUCUAUUCUGAGGAAUUAGAUAAAGUAUUUUGCUUCGGUUGUAAAUUAUUUGCAAAAGGGCAUCGAAAAGGUAAUUUGGCAAAUGAGGGGUACAAUGAUUGGACACAUCUUGGCACUAGACUUAAAGAGCAUGAGACAAGUGCAGAUCAUGUUUUGAAUAUGACCGUUUGGUAUGAGUUGCGUAGUAGAUUGCAAACACAUCAAACUAUUGAUAAAUCUGCGCAACGACAACUUGAGAGUGAAAAGGACCACUGGAGAAAAGUUUUGUUCAGAAUUGUUUGCAUUGUAAAAUUUCUUUCUAAGCAUAAUCUAGCAUUUCGUGGUACCAAUAGCAAAUUGUAUGAAGAUAGCAAUGGAAAUUUCUUGGGUUUGAUUGAGAUGUUUGCUGAAUUUGACCCGGUUAUUGAAGAGCAUGUUCGUCGUAUUACAAAUGAAGAAACUCAUGCACAUUAUCUUGAUCAUAAGAUUCAAAAUGAGUUGAUACAUUUGCUUACUUCUGCUAUUAAGUUUGAGAUUGUUAAGAAAAUAAAGAGUGCAAAGUAUUUCUCUGUCAUACUUGAUUGUACCCCUGAUGCAAGCCAUCAAGAACAAAUGUCUAUAAUCAUAAGAUAUGUGGAUUCAUCUUCAAGUCAUGUUUGCAUAGAAGAAUCAUUUUUAGGAUUUUUAGAUGUAAAUGAUACGACUGGGCAAGGACUGUUUGAAGUGCUAUAGAAUGAACUAAAGCUUCUUGAUCUUGAUAUAGAUGAUGUUAGAGGACAAGGUUAUGAUAACGGGUCAAAUAUGAAAGGAACACAUCAUGGAGUCUAGAGGAGACUUCUGAAUAUUAAUCCUAGAGCUUUCUAUUCUGCUUGUGGUUGUCAUAGCCUUAAUUUGACACUUUGUGAUAUGGCCAAGACUUGUGCUAAAGCUAAAGACUUCUUCAGAAUUAUCCAACGCAUAUAUACAAUUUUUGCUAAUUCUACUAAGAAGUGGCAUAUUCUGAAGGAGAACAUCAUAGGAUUAACUCCCAAGUCAGUGUCAGCUACACGUUGGGAGAGUCGUGUUGACAGUGUUAAAGCUAUUCGACUUCAAUGUGCAGACAUUCGGGAGGCCCUACUUCAGGUGGCUGAGACUGAUAAUGACAUAAAAACAAGUAGUGAGGCUAAAGGCUUGGCAAAUAAUGAACUUGGAGAGUAUGAAUUUAUAGUGGCAAUAGUAAUUUGGUAUGAGGUAUUGUAUGAUGUUAAUUUAGUAAGCAAACACUUGCAAGCAAAGGAUAUGCUUAUUGAUGUUGCUAUUGAGAAAGUGCAAGGACUGAUUACUUUCUUCAAGGGGUAUCGGGAAACUGGUUUUGUAGAAGCAUUGGAGAUGGCCAAAGGAAUUGCACUUGAGAUGGAUAUUGGUACAACAUUUCGUAAAAGACGGGAAAUUAAAACAAAGAGACAUUUUGAUGAGAACCCAGAUGACACAAAUGUUGCCACACAGUCUACAGAGGAAUCAUUCAGAGUCCACUAUUUUGUACGUAUUGUUGAUCAAGCAAUUAGCUCACUUACAACCAGAUUUGAACAAUACCAAGGUUACCAGAAAAUAUUUGGUUUCCUAUUUACCUCUGAAACAUUGCAGUCCUUGGAUAAGAAGAGCUUGAAAACUUUUUGUGAUAAUCUUGAGGUUGCUCUUAGAAAGGAUGGAAAAUCUGACAUUGAUGCCAGUGAACUGUAUGUGGAGUUGAUGUUUCUUCAAAAUUUCAUGCCAAAAGAAAAUAUUGGGCUAGUUGAAAUUUUAAAGUUCUUAAAGCGGCAUGAUUGUUUUCCCAAUGCAAGUAUUACCUAUAUAGUUCUUUUGACCAUCCCUGUGACUGUUGCAUCAGCAGAACGGAGCUUUCCAAAAUUGAAGCUAUUGAAGUCUUAUAUGCGCACUACCAUGACACAACAAAGACUUACUGAUUUGGCCACAAUAGCACUUGAGAGUGAAGUCUUGGAGAAGAUUGAUUACGAGGAUAUUAUUGAAGAUUUUAUUUCAAGAAACACUAAAAGAAUGAUGUUAUUUAAGUGAAGACUUUACAACCAUGAAUAGGUACGAUUCUUGGUAUUUUCCAUUGCUAUGUAAGAUAUUAUGAUCUGAACAUUAUUAUAGUUAUACUUGUAUAGUUUUUUAAGUGAGGGAGGGCCCAUUUUAUAGUUUCGCACCGGGCCUCAG